GCCCCUCUCCGCUGGCCGUAGCUGCGGCGGGGACCACCCGCUCCUCACAGCCCCGUCCCCAGCCCGUGCCCUCAGCGGGACUGAGAGAUAGCAGAGUCAGGCGGGAGGGAGGCGGCGGCGAUGGGCGGAGGAAGAAGCGCGGCAGGGAGGGACUAUUUGAGGAGACCCUGGCAGGCUGAGGUGCGGAGUGAUCCCGGAGAGUGAGCGGCCCCGCACUGAGGCCGAGGAGAGCGGCGGGCGCGCCGGGCGCCAUCCCAGCGAGGGCUCCGCGCCUGCGCCGCUUCCGCCGCCGUGAGGGGAGCACCGGCGGCCGCCCCGUUUCACCGCCCGCCCCUGCCCCGCGCCCCUGCCCCGGGGAGCUCGCCCCCAGCCAUGGCCCAGAUACUGCCCAUUCGCUUCCAGGAGCACUUCCAGCUCCAAAAUUUGGGCAUUAAUCCAGCAAACAUUGGAUUCAGCACCCUAACAAUGGAGUCUGACAAGUUCAUCUGCAUAAGGGAGAAAGUAGGAGAGCAGGCACAAGUAGUGAUAAUUGACAUGAGUGAUCCAACAACACCCAUCAGACGUCCAAUUUCUGCAGAAAGUGCCAUCAUGAAUCCAGCCUCUAAAGUAAUAGCGCUCAAAGCCGGGAAAACACUUCAGAUCUUUAACAUUGAGAUGAAGAGUAAAAUGAAAGCCCACACAAUGGCUGAGGAAGUGAUCUUCUGGAAAUGGAUAUCUGUGAAUACAGUUGCCUUGGUGACAGAGACAGCAGUGUACCACUGGAGCAUGGAGGGAGAAUCACAGCCCCAGAAGAUGUUUGAUAGACAUGCUAGUCUUGCAGGCUGCCAAAUCAUCAAUUACAGAACAGAUGAACACCAAAAAUGGCUGCUGCUGAUAGGAAUUUCAGCACAGCAAAAUCGUGUGGUUGGUGCAAUGCAGCUGUACUCAGUUGAUAGAAAAGUCUCCCAACCUAUAGAAGGCCAUGCAGCAGCUUUUGCAGAAUUCAAAAUAGAGGGAAAUGCCAAACCUUCUACCCUCUUCUGUUUUGCAGUGAGGAGUCCUGCAGGAGGCAAGCUGCACAUAAUUGAAGUAGGUCAGCCAGCUACUGGAAAUCAGCCAUUUGUUAAGAAAGCUGUUGAUGUGUUUUUCCCACCUGAGGCACAGACAGACUUUCCUGUGGCAAUGCAGAUUGGAAUUAAGCAUGGUGUGAUUUAUCUGAUCACGAAGUAUGGAUAUAUCCACAUGUAUGAUUUGGAGUCUGGAGUGUGCAUCUACAUGAACCGUAUUAGUGCUGAUACUAUCUUUGUCACAGCUCCUCAUGAACCUACCUCAGGCAUUAUUGGUGUGAACAAAAAAGGACAGGUGCUUUCUGUAUGUGUUGAGGAAGACAACAUUGUGAACUAUGCUACAAAUGUUCUCCAGAAUCCUGACUUGGGACUGCGAAUGGCUAUACGGAGUAACCUAGCUGGGGCAGAGGAGUUAUUUGCCAGGAAGUUUAACACACUGUUUGCUCAAGGAAACUAUGCAGAUGCUGCUAAAGUAGCUGCAUCUGCACCAAAGGGAAUUCUACGUACCAGUGAUACAAUUAGGAAGUUCCAGAGUGUACCAGCUCAGCCUGGGCAGGCCUCUCCCCUGCUCCAGUACUUUGGAAUAUUGCUCGACCAGGGCCAGCUGAACAAGUUUGAAUCUCUGGAGCUCUGUCGCCCCGUCCUGCAGCAGGGCCGCAAACAGCUUCUGGAGAAGUGGCUGAAGGAAGACAAGCUGGAGUGCUCGGAGGAGCUUGGAGACUUGGUGAAGACGGCUGACCCAACCCUUGCACUCAGUGUCUACCUUCGAGCUAAUGUGCCAAACAAAGUGAUCCAGUGCUUUGCUGAAACUGGCCAAUUCCAGAAAAUAGUGCUCUAUGCUAAAAAGGUUGGCUAUACCCCUGACUGGAUCUUCCUACUGAGAAGUGUGAUGAGAGUCAGUCCAGAACAAGGCCUGCAGUUCUCUCAGAUGCUGGUACAGGAUGAGGAGCCACUGGCUAACAUUAACCAGAUUGUGGAUGUGUUCAUGGAGCACAGUCUUCUGCAGCAGUGCACAUCCUUUUUGUUGGAUGCCCUGAAAAAUAACCGCCCUACAGAAGGCCACCUUCAGACCCGUCUCCUGGAAAUGAAUUUGAUUCAUGCCCCGCAGGUUGCAGAUGCCAUUCUUGGAAACCAAAUGUUUACACACUAUGAUCGUGCUCAUGUUGCCCAGCUGUGUGAAAAGGCAGGCUUGCUCCAGCGAGCUUUGGAACACUACACAGAUCUCUAUGAUAUUAAACGUGCAGUUGUUCAUACUCACCUCUUGAAUCCUGAGUGGCUUGUGAACUUCUUUGGCUCUCUCUCAGUUGAGGACUCUGUGGAGUGUUUGCGUGCCAUGCUAUCAGCCAACAUUCGGCAAAACCUACAGCUCUGUGUGCAAGUUGCUUCUAAAUACCAUGAACAGCUUGGCACCCAGUCUCUUGUGGAGCUUUUUGAAUCUUUCAAAAGCUAUGAAGGACUGUUCUAUUUCUUGGGUUCCAUUGUAAACUUUAGCCAGGAUCCAGAUGUUCACUUCAAGUACAUCCAGGCAGCUUGCAAGACUGGUCAGAUAAAGGAAGUGGAAAGAAUCUGUCGUGAAAGUAACUGCUAUAACCCAGAACGAGUGAAGAACUUCCUGAAGGAGGCAAAGCUCACAGAUCAGCUUCCUCUGAUCAUUGUCUGCGAUCGGUUUGACUUUGUUCAUGACCUGGUGCUCUAUUUAUAUCGCAAUAAUCUGCAGAAGUAUAUCGAGAUCUAUGUACAGAAGGUGAAUCCUAGCCGGAUACCAGCAGUGGUUGGAGGGCUUCUUGAUGUAGAUUGUUCUGAAGAUGUCAUCAAGAACUUGAUCAUGGUGGUGAGAGGGCAGUUCUCCACAGAUGAGCUGGUGGCUGAAGUGGAAAAAAGAAAUCGGCUUAAGUUGCUGUUGCCAUGGCUUGAAUCAAGGAUUCAUGAAGGCUGUGAAGAACCUGCAACUCAUAAUGCUUUGGCCAAAAUCUACAUUGACAGUAAUAAUAAUCCAGAGCGCUUCCUUCGUGAGAAUCCUUACUAUGACAGCCGUGUAGUUGGCAAAUAUUGUGAAAAGAGGGACCCUCAUCUGGCCUGCGUUGCUUAUGAGAGGGGGCAGUGUGAUCUGGAACUCAUAAAGGUGUGCAAUGAGAACUCCCUGUUUAAGAGUGAGGCUCGCUACCUGGUGCGCAGGAAGGACCCUGAGCUCUGGGCAAAUGUACUGGAAGAAAACAACCCAUUCAGGCGGCAGCUUAUUGACCAGGUUGUCCAAACAGCUUUAUCAGAGACACAGGAUCCAGAGGAAGUUUCUGUAACUGUGAAAGCUUUCAUGACUGCUGAUCUGCCAAAUGAACUGAUUGAGUUAUUGGAAAAAAUUGUCUUGGAUAAUUCUGUAUUCAGUGAACACAGGAAUCUCCAGAAUCUGCUGAUCCUGACUGCCAUUAAGGCCGACCGCACCCGAGUGAUGGAGUACAUCAAUCGACUGGAUAACUAUGAUGCCCCAGAUAUUGCCAACAUUGCCAUCAGUAACGAGCUAUAUGAGGAAGCCUUUGCUAUAUUCAGAAAAUUUGAUGUCAAUACUUCAGCAAUUCAGGUGCUGAUUGAGCACAUUGGCAACUUAGACCGUGCUUAUGAAUUUGCAGAGAGAUGUAAUGAACCAGCAGUGUGGAGCCAACUGGCCAGAGCACAGCUCCAGAAGGACUUGGUGAAGGAAGCCAUUGACUCCUAUAUAAAGGCAGAUGAUCCAUCUGCCUACAUGGAAGUCGUUCAGGCAGCUAAUAGAAAUGAUAAUUGGGAGGACCUAGUCAAGUUCUUACAGAUGGCCAGGAAGAAGGCCAGAGAGUCUUAUGUAGAGACAGAACUUAUUUUUGCUUUGGCAAAAACUAAUCGUCUGUCAGAACUGGAGGAGUUUAUUAGUGGCCCUAAUAAUGCCCAUAUACAACAGGUCGGUGAUCGCUGUUAUGAAGAGGGGAUGUACGAAGCAGCAAAACUUCUCUAUAACAACGUAUCCAACUUCGCUCGCCUGGCAUCUACCUUGGUGCACCUUGGGGAGUAUCAGGCAGCAGUGGACAGUGGCCGCAAAGCCAACAGCACAAGGACUUGGAAGGAGGUCUGCUUUGCCUGUGUGGAUGGAAAAGAAUUUCGCUUGGCACAGAUCUGUGGCUUACACAUAGUCAUCCAUGCUGAUGAACUUGAGGAGCUGAUCAGUUACUAUCAGGAUCGUGGCUACUUUGAAGACCUCAUUGCCCUUUUGGAAGCUGCUCUGGGCCUAGAGCGUGCUCACAUGGGGAUGUUUACUGAACUUGCCAUCUUAUACUCCAAAUUCAAGCCUCAGAAAAUGAGGGAACAUCUGGAACUUUUCUGGUCUAGAGUUAAUAUUCCAAAGGUGCUCAGAGCUGCAGAACAGGCUCAUCUCUGGGCAGAACUUGUAUUCCUGUAUGACAAGUAUGAGGAGUAUGACAAUGCAAUAAUUACUAUGAUGAAUCAUCCCACUGAUGCCUGGAAAGAAGGCCAGUUUAAAGACAUAAUUGCCAAGGUGGCCAAUGUGGAGCUGUACUACAAAGCCUUGCAGUUCUACUUAGACUACAAACCUCUGCUGAUCAAUGAUCUCCUGCUUGUAUUAUCUCCACGACUGGAUCACACCAGGACAGUCAAUUUUUUCUCAAAGGUUAAUCAGCUAUUUCUAGUAAAGCCUUACCUGCGUUCAGUCCAGAACCACAACAACAAAGGAGUUAAUGAAGCUCUAAACAACCUUUUAACAGAAGAAGAAGAUUUCCAGGGUUUGAGAGCUUCCAUUGAUGCCUAUGACAACUUUGAUAACAUAACAUUGGCUCAGCGUCUGGAAAAGCAUGAACUAAUUGAAUUUAGGCGUAUUGCAGCAUACUUGUACAAGGGUAACAACCGCUGGAAACAGAGCGUGGAGCUGUGCAAGAAAGACCGUCUGUAUAAGGAUGCUAUGCAGUAUGCUGCAGAGUCCAAAGAUGCAGAGCUGGCUGAGAAGCUGCUCCAGUGGUUCUUGGAAGAAGGCAAGCAGGAGUGCUUUGCAGCCUGCCUUUUCACAUGCUAUGACUUGCUGCACCCAGAUGUAGUCCUUGAGUUGGCAUGGAGACAUAACAUCAUGGACUUUGCAAUGCCUUAUUUCAUCCAAGUGAUGAGAGAGUACCUUACCAAAGUUGAUGGACUGUUCUAUAAGGUGGAUAAACUUGAUGCUUCUGAAAGCCUAAGAAAAGAAGAGGAACAAGUAGCUGAACCCACUCCAAUAGUAUUUGCCACCAUGGCUGUCUUCAAGUGUGGUGCUAUUUUAGAAGCCCUUCUGAAGAGGCAUUCUGCUAACAAGCACCUAGAAGUGGCUGGCCAGCAGUUGAUGUUAACAGCAGGCCCCAGUGCAGUACCUCCCCAGGCAAACUUCCCAUAUGGAUACACAGCACCAGGAUUCACCCAGCCGCCUGUUUAUGGUUUCAAUAUGUAACUAGCUCUCUGACAGACCUUCACUGUCUCUGUUCUCUUCCUUCCCGUCCCUUUUUAACUUCUCCAAGAAGUGUACAAGGCACAGAUGACCUUCUGAUGGCUGAACACACUUGCUGCCCAGCUCAGUGAGGAGACUUCAGCAGGAUGCCUGUUACUGUUAUUUAUUGAUUAUUGUCCGGUUACAUUUCAACCUCUGAAAGGCAGCUUUUGUUAAUGACAUUGUGAGACUCUUGUCUGAAGUUAAGGCACUAUUUCACUAACUCAUAUAGCAAUAACUACUUGAGGCCAGGGGGAAGAGAGCAUAAUUUUCUUUCUUUGGAAAAGCCCAUUGAAGGCAGCUGGGAAUUUGCCUGGCACCAAGUUGUUAAAGCUUUAGCUGAAGCUACUGAAGUAGCAGGGUUGUUAACAAUUCAAUGAAACAUCUCUUUAAUAAUGAAUUGUUGAAAGCUUGUGUACAUCUGACCACCCCAUUUUAUUUGCAUUCUUAUGUGCAAAAGAAAAUGGGCUUUUCUAAUAUUUGUGCUCUGAAUGUUUAGAGGAAUAUUGGGAAAGUUUCCUUUUCUGGACAAUAAUGCUGUUGGAGUUCAAUACUGUUGGGGUUCAAUACUGUUGGAGUCUGUUCUCUAUUUUCUGGAGUAGAUCUGAGACUUGAAGAAAAUAAAUCUUCUCAUGCCAGAGAGCAAACACUUCCCAGAUCCUUUUUGUUUAACAAGAAGAGAGCAUGUUACUUAUUGACGUUAAAUGGUACUAAAACAAACCUCAGCUGUGUGUGGCAAAGAGAACAUGGGAGUGUGCAUGGGCUGCCAAAGCACUGGAGAUGCAAGAGCACAGCGUCAGGGUUGGGGACGGGGACGUACUGCUACCAUCUUGAGGCAGUAGGGAGGGCCAUAAUCCUGACUUUUUAUUUGCACCUUUAACUGAUUCUGGCAUUGGCUUCCUGCCACACCAUGUUCUGACCCUGUCUGGUGGGCAGAGUCAGCACCACCUGAGUGACCAGGGUGCACUGACUCAGUUCUGCUAUGCUGCAGUAGGAUCAAGAGCGUGUCCAUCACCCACCUCUUCCUUUGAGAAUGCCAACAGGGAUAUAUUAUUAUUUUGUGCCACUUCAAAUACAUGUAUCAUUAACGUUUUAUGUACUUAGAUAACAAUGUAUAAUUUAUGGUUAUGAAUCUUGUGCUAAUCUUGAAUAUUAUAAAAGUUCAAUUAUAAAUGUAAAACUGCAG
Camarhynchus parvulus is the source of this 6718-nucleotide messenger RNA. It is a transcript of the gene CLTCL1, whose product is annotated as clathrin heavy chain like 1. NCBI's taxonomy places the organism in Eukaryota, Metazoa, Chordata, Aves, Passeriformes, Thraupidae. The coding region runs from base 373 to 5496 and encodes 1707 amino acids. Gene Ontology annotation, cellular component: extracellular exosome; clathrin coat of trans-Golgi network vesicle; clathrin coat of coated pit. The record is from RefSeq and is a predicted model, not a curated record. Gene Ontology annotation, molecular function: clathrin light chain binding; structural molecule activity. The transcript is spliced from 34 exons. Gene Ontology annotation, biological process: receptor-mediated endocytosis; intracellular protein transport.